AUGGCCGAACCCGUCCGACGAAACGUCAAUCAGACCAACGGCACCACAAAUGGAAAUGCGCAUCACCAACAAGAUGGCACCAUGCACUCGAUUGAGCAGAAGUUGGAAGAGCAAGCGGAGCUACUUGCGCGAAACCCACAAGAGCAGAAGGAAGCAGGUCUCUUCCAACUAGUGAUAUGUGUAGCAGGUAUAUACGGUAGUUUCAUGACCUGGGCGUGGAUCCAAGAGCGUCUAACAACCACCACCCACGGCCCCACACACCAACGCUUCACCUACUCCAUCUUCCUCAACACAGUACAAUCCGCCUUCGCCGCCAUAACCGGCCUCAUGUACCUCUUCCUCUCCGCCCGCAAAGACCCCGUCACCGGCACGCGGAAAGUGCUUCCAAUCUUCCCUUCGCGCGCCAUCCUCCUGCCCCUCCUCGGCAUCGCCCUCACCUCGUCGCUCGCCUCGCCCUUUGGCUACGCCAGUCUAAAACACAUCGACUACGUAACCUUCAUCCUAGCCAAGAGUUGCAAACUGCUACCCGUCAUGUUUCUGCACAUCUCUCUGUUCCAGAAGCGGUAUCCGCUGUACAAGUACGCCGUCAUUGGUUUCGUGACGUUGGGCGUGGCUGUGUUUACUUUGUACAGUCCGUCGACGGCGAAGAAGGCGGCGAAGAAAGGUGUGAAGGCGGAUGCGUCACAGAGUAUUGGGCUGGUGCUGUUGGGAGUGAAUCUACUGUUUGACGGCCUUACGAAUACGGUCCAGGAUCAUAUUUUCACCUCCUUCAAGGGCUUUACUGGACCUCAGAUGAUGUGUGCGCAGAAUAUCAUGUCGACGGCGUUGACGGUGGGCUAUCUGUUGGUUACGCCGCUGUUGGCGAGUACGCCUCUGAGCGCUUAUCUCGGUACUGCGUCUUCGGAACUCUCUGAUGCCCUCAACUUUAUUACACAGUAUCCGACCGUGGGCUGGGAUGUUCUCAUGUUCUCGGCGUGUGGAGCUAUUGGUCAGGUUUUCAUCUUUCAUACGCUCGCCCACUUUUCUAGUCUGCUGCUUGUUACCGUUACCGUGACGAGGAAGAUGCUGACUAUGGUAUGGAGUGUGUGGUGGUUUGGACACGAGAUUACGGGCAUGCAGUGGCUUGGUGUGGGGCUGGUGUUUGGUGGCAUUGGUGCCGAGGCUGCGGUUGGGAGAAGGGAGAAGGCGAAGAAGGCGGCGGCCAAGAAGGCGGCCGAGGCGGAGAAGAAAAGGUAGAGUGCAUGUUGAGGUGUGUGGAGGUGUUUGGAAGUGAGAAGAGGAGAGAUACAACGCAUUCUAGAGGGAUAGAGAUGGAAUAAUUUUGUGUUUGAGUUUUCGAAAAGAUCGAUAGAGCAGACUAUAUAUCAUCUUAUCAUGC
Molecule: messenger RNA, 1378 nt
Organism: Pyrenophora tritici-repentis Pt-1C-BFP
Lineage: Eukaryota; Fungi; Ascomycota; Dothideomycetes; Pleosporales; Pleosporaceae
Source: RefSeq, a predicted model, not a curated record